UGUAUAAAAAAAAUAAAAGAUCCUCUCUGCAGCUACUCACUGUCACUAGCAAAAAAACCCUGAAGUAGAGAUGGCAAGAUCGGGAUCGUUGGCUGUUACUCUGCUGUGGACUUUAGUCCUUUUCGGAACUCUGACUCUCAUCCAGGCGAAGAAGUCGAAGGAAGAUUUGACGGAGAUUACCCAUAAAGUUUACUUCGAUGUUGAGGUUGAUGGAAAACCAGCUGGUCGCAUUACCAUCGGACUAUUUGGCAAGACAGUUCCAAAGACCGUAGAAAAUUUCCGGGCACUCUGCACUGGAGAAAAGGGUGUUGGAAAGAGUGGGAAACCUCUUCACUACAAGGGGAGUGCAUUCCACAGGAUUAUUCCCAGCUUUAUGAUCCAGGGAGGUGAUUUUACACUUGGUGAUGGUAGAGGGGGAGAAUCAAUUUACGGGGAGAAGUUUGCGGAUGAGAAUUUCAAGUUGAAGCAUACUGGACCUGGAAUUUUAUCAAUGGCAAACGCUGGUUCUGAUACAAAUGGCUCACAGUUUUUCAUCACAACAGUGACAACUAGCUGGUUGGAUGGCAGACAUGUUGUGUUUGGUAAGGUCAUAUCUGGAAUGGAUGUGGUUUACAAGGUUGAAGCUGAAGGCAGGCAAAAUGGCACACCCAAGAGCAAGGUUGUUGUCGCGGACAGUGGUGAACUCCCUCUAUAAGUGCCCCCCCCCCCCCCCCCCCCAGACCAGCAUGUCCGGUGAUAAUGGGUGUUCUUUUCACAUCAUGUAGAAGAAGACGGCAUAUGGCCUUUAUGAAAUGCUUUCACGUAAGAACAAUGUACCAAAUGCAAUACUAGUGAUGGAUUGUUAUUUGGCGCACGUU
Molecule: messenger RNA, 857 nt
Organism: Populus trichocarpa (black cottonwood)
Lineage: Eukaryota; Viridiplantae; Streptophyta; Magnoliopsida; Malpighiales; Salicaceae
Product: peptidyl-prolyl cis-trans isomerase CYP20-1
Exons: 7
Coding region: 71-694 (207 amino acids)
Biological process (GO): protein folding; protein peptidyl-prolyl isomerization
Cellular component (GO): intracellular membrane-bounded organelle
Molecular function (GO): peptidyl-prolyl cis-trans isomerase activity
Source: RefSeq, a predicted model, not a curated record